Molecule: messenger RNA, 2101 nt
Organism: Artibeus jamaicensis (Jamaican fruit-eating bat)
Lineage: Eukaryota; Metazoa; Chordata; Mammalia; Chiroptera; Phyllostomidae
Gene: TFB1M
Product: transcription factor B1, mitochondrial
Exons: 7
Coding region: 73-936 (287 amino acids)
Biological process (GO): transcription initiation at mitochondrial promoter; rRNA methylation
Cellular component (GO): mitochondrial matrix
Molecular function (GO): rRNA (adenine-N6,N6-)-dimethyltransferase activity; mitochondrial transcription factor activity
Source: RefSeq, a predicted model, not a curated record
CCUCCUCCGUCGGCUGCGUUAGGUGACUCUGGGAAAGGCCCGCGUGAGGCCUGGGCCGCCCCUUGGUGGCUCAUGGCUGCUUCCAGGACGCUCACCACUUUCCGUCUUCCGCCGUUGCCCACGAUCCGAGAAAUCAUUAAGUUGUUCAGACUGCAAGCGGUGAAGCAGCUCUCCCAGAAUUUUCUGCUGGACUUGAGGCUGACAGAUAAAAUUGUAAGGAAAGCUGGCAAUCUGACAAAUGCUUAUGUGUAUGAAGUGGGCCCUGGGCCUGGGGGGAUCACAAGAUCCAUUCUCAACGCCAGUGUUGCUGAACUUCUGGUGGUUGAAAAGGACAGUCGCUUCAUUCCUGGAUUACAGAUGCUUUCCGACGCAGCCCCCGGAAAACUGAGAAUUGUCCACGGAGAUGUGUUGACAUUUAAGGUGGAAAGGGCUUUUCCAGAAAGUCUUAAAAGACAGUGGGAGGAUGACCCUCCAAAUGUACAUAUUAUUGGAAAUCUGCCUUUUAAUGUGUCAACUCCACUGAUAAUCCGGUGGCUUGAGAAUGUUUCCCAGAGAGACGGGCCUUUUGCUUACGGCAGAACCCAGAUGAUGCUGACUUUUCAGCAGGAAGUGGCAGAGAGACUGACAGCCAGCACCGGGAGCAGGCAGCGCAGCCGCCUCUCCGUGAUGGCCCAGCACCUCUGCCACGUGCGGCACGCCUUCACCAUCCCAGGCCGGGCCUUCGUGCCCAAACCGGAGGUGGACGUAGGCGUGGUGCACUUCACCCCCCUGGUGCGGCCCGCGAUAGAGCAGCCGUUCAAGCUGGUGGAAAAGGUCGUGCGGAGCGCGUUCCAGUUCCGAAGGAAACACUGCCAUCGCGGACUCGGCACAGGAGGCACGGCCGGGCAGCCACCUCCCAAGACCAUCACCGUGCAUGACUCAGUCUUGAGGAUUUGAGACGACGGACCUUAAACCUUCAACCUGCCAUUUGUUGCCCUUCAUUUGGCCGGAGUCUGUACUUCACCAGAGUCACUGCUUCUCUAGCACAGUCUGAAGCUGCAGGUUAACGACAGAGCUGCCUCUGGCUCCCGGUGCCCGUGAGAAUGAAGGCACAGUCCCUGCAGCCCCAGCCAGCACCCAGGACGUCAGCCCCCACCCACCCUUCACGCAGGUGUGGCCCAAACACUGCAGUGGAUAGCCUUGAUCUGGGGGACACGAAAAGUAUGUCCUGCUUUUGGAAAUUCUGGUUUUGGUCUGAGCUGGUAUUGCCAGGACAACCCCUGAGGAUGGCCCCUCAUUUCACAGGUGCAGGCCCUGUGCAGGUAGGGACGGGUGCUGGGCCCGCUCCGACCUCUGGCGUCCUGCAGUUACGCCACAGUUGGCCUUGGCCAGCUCCCCGAGGGGGCAGGGAACGUGCAGUUCUCACUGGGAGCAUGUCACUGUGAGGAAACUCACUCUGCCCUGGCCGUGACCUCUGCCCAGCCCUGUCAGGCCUCUCAGACCUGAGAGAAGAGUGAAAUCCAGGUGAAGUUUCACAGUAUUUCAUGGUCUGUUUUCCUGUUCAUUUGAAAACGAUGAUCUCGGUUAGAUGAGAUAUGAACUAUUACCUCAAAUCAAUUUUAAAGAUGCGUCAAUGCAUCUUAAAGAGGGGAAAUAAAUAUUUGCAUUUUCCCAUCAACUGUUUUCUAACUUUGUGAAGAAAGGUUAUUUUGGGGUGAAGAGUUCCAAAGCUACGUUGAAAUUAUAAACAGUCAAAUCUGAUGAUGACACACAGGAAUCAACAACUUUUGUACUGAAAAAUGUGGCAAAUGAAACUUCUGUUUCUAAGAAUACGACUGAACAGAUGUUACUUUAAACUUACCUUGGAGACGCGUGUACAGACCUAGCUUUGGGGACCUUUUCCCGGGAGCACACGCCUGCGGGUCAGAUGAGCUCUGCCGCGGCGCCGGCCCUGCCGCCUGCCGGGGAACCGGCAGCCCUCCUCCUCCCGGGCUCAGAGCCAGGCAGCAGGCCCGCAGCUCCCGCUGCACCUUGUGGUCGCUUCAGUUGUCAGGGCCGUGCCAUUUUCCAGUGAGGACAAAAGGAGGCGUCGGGGCUUACGGCAUUCCUAAAGUAAAAUUCU